CAUGCUAAAAUCAUACCUAUAGAGGACUAAAGCCCUAAUUUUAUUGGUUGGUGAAAAAAAGUUAGCACAUGCUUGUGAAAUGAGGACUUACGGCACGUGGGGUAAAUAAUAAACAUGAAUGCCUCUUCGUCAGUCAUCACCGCGUUACCACGUAUUCAUCUUCCUCAACGCGCAGACAACCUAAGACCUUCUUCUUCAAAUUCUCAUACUCUACUUAUAACACACAAAUAUAAAUACAAUAACAAGUCGCAAUUCUCACUAUAACUGUCAACUCGAAAAAAAAAAACACCUGGAUUAGUACACAAAAACCAUAAUAACCAAAAAUAUAUACACAAACACACUCAUCUAACCCUGUCCAUUUUAUUUGUAUAAAGAGAUAUGGAUGCAUCACCCAAGUACACAGGUGUCCGAAAGAGGAAGUGGGGAAAAUGGGUGGCUGAGAUUCGUCUCCCAAACAGCCGUGAAAGGAUCUGGCUCGGCUCCUUCGACUCCGCUGAGAAAGCGGCACGUGCUUUCGACGCCGCUCUUUACUGUCUCCGCGGCUCCGGAGCGCGUUUCAACUUUCCGGAUAAUCCGCCGGAGAUACCCGGUGGACGUUCCCUGACGCCGCAGGAGAUUCAGGUGGCAGCUAACCGUUUCGCCAGCGAGGAACUGUUACCACCACCACCACGACAACAAGGAUCACCGUCGCCAAGUGGCGAUAAGUCGGACGAAAGAGGAGGAAUUUUGGCACGUGGGGAAACUAAUGUUGGUGGGCCAACGUUAGGAGAAGUUGGUGAAUAUAAUAAUUACAACAACGAGAAUAAUAGCAAUGGUAAUGAUACGACAACGUAUUGGCCGUUUCUAUGGGAAGAGAAUCUUCUGGUUUCUAGUAUGUCGGAAGAGUUGGGUACCUUCUACAUGGAGGAUUCGUUACAGCAACAAGAACCUGAGCUCUCAUCUGAUUUUUACUACGAUGGAGCUUAUGUUGUUGAAGAUGAUUUCUCUCAUUACAAUAUUUGGAAUUUCUGAGAUCCAUAUUUUUAGUAGUGAUCUUGGACCGAAUAUUCCAUCAUUACUGAAGGUGAAUCAUUAAGCUACUAGCCUCUUAUUAGCUUCGUAUAUUAGAUUAGUAGCUAGAAUUCAUCUUCUUAAUCUUUUUAUUUCAUUUAUUAAAUUUCUAUACAAAUAUAUUUCAUAUGUUUUUUGUGCUUUCUUUUACUUGCACAUUGCUUUCACUGUACUUUUUACUGCAUUUUGUUUGUUAACAAGCCAAUAUUGACCCCUAUUGUUUGGUCAUGGAUGUUUUCAAAGUUUACACGUAAGGUUACAUAUGUGUAUUUUUCUACAAGUGCUCAGGUUUUGUUUGGGAUUAUUUAAUGUUCUAUAACUUUUCUUAUAAAAUUUUAUGUAAGUUGUUUUGGUCUAUUAGCAUAGGAGCUCCAGCUGGAGUGUCCAUCUCUAGGUUUGAGCCUGCGGAAUUUAUAUGUGGGCUGCAGCAUCUGAGACUGAAGACCGUUAUACGGUGAGCCACAUGGUGACGUUCUGGUAGCGUCUAUGCUCACUUCGGUCUCUAGUCUGGAUUACCUCGGUGGGACCAGGAUACUCGGUUAGCAAAAAAAAAAUUUAUGUAAUAUAUAACAAGAAUUUUAAUAUAACUAUUAUGCAAUCACUUAAAGAGAACCUCCACACAGGCUGAAAGAAAUACAAAAGACAUCACAUACCCCAAACGGAACGUCUAAAGAAUUCAAUGGCAUUAAUAUGUGUUUCUUAUUACCGCCCUCUCCUUCACCAUAAUUGAAACAUUCAUAUUUAACUAAAAACUUAAGAUCUUCUGUUUGAUUCUCUCACAUGCCUCCACGUCUUCGUCCACAUAGGAAAGUCACGCGUUCUGGAGCCGCCACGUGUCCCCCUCCUGAAAAACUCACCGUUUUCGUACGAGUUUUUUUUUUUGUUUUUGGCAAAUUUGGGCUUCGGUCCGUUCGUCGCUUCCUGCGAAUAACAUCAUAAAGCAUCACCCCCCUAAACCUAAUUAUCGCCUUCGUUCAUCCGAGUCUGAUCUCGGCGGCGAGAAUAACGAUCCAUCGUUCUCCUUCUCCCUGUAACAGAACUAGACUUUAAUGGCAUCAAUGCGUCCGUCGAGAUCUCCGUUAUAAAUAGGUUUUUUUUUUCUGAUUUGAAGACUAGGAAGUGUUCAAACGUUAAGCGGGAUGGAUAUUGCGGCUUCAUCUAAUCUCUUUGCAAUCUAAUCGCGUCUUCACACAGCUUCUUCCCCGUUUAUCUCCGCAGCAAACAGGAAUUGAGUUUUUAUCCUCGCCAAAUCAUGCCCAGACAAUCAGAGCUUCGGUUCGAACGAUUCCAAUUUUCACUGGAGACAAACCAACGAAACCCAGGGCAUCAGCAAUCGAUGUCAAGGAGACAGUGAAUGAUGACAUGUGUGUGCUUAUCUCCAGCUUUAAUUACCAAUGCCUACACUUUGGUCUCUGUACAAAACGCAGAUGCUUUAGACUAGAAACCAUGAGUUUGCCGUAACUGCCAGGGCAUUGGUACUGUUCUUUGUGAGUUACAUUUUCUUGAUUACCCUGCGUGAUAUGUGCGGGGGUACAAGAAAAUGGAAAGCUCCCAACCAAAAACGAGCCAAAGAUAGGUUUGAGUUUACAGAAUGUCCGAACUGUUAAGGUGGAGGGUUUUCCCAGUCUGUUUAGGUACAUGUUUACCAAACAACAAAGGACUCCUUAGAAGGUGGUGCUCGUACAAUGUACAAUGGUUGUCUUCUUCCCAAUUCUUGAGCAGCACAAUGGCAAUAGUUAUGAUUAUAGAAGAGGAAGAAAAGUAAUACAUUGUCGACGCAUGUGAAGCUAUAGGAGAAUGGGAUGCUAGAACAUGUUUUUGUAAUGCUGCUAGAAAUGUGUUGUUAAUUCUUUACAAACCUAAGAGUUUUCUUCUUCCUUAGACAGUCUUGACGACUCAA
Molecule: messenger RNA, 2950 nt
Organism: Brassica napus (rape)
Lineage: Eukaryota; Viridiplantae; Streptophyta; Magnoliopsida; Brassicales; Brassicaceae
Product: ethylene-responsive transcription factor ERF016-like
Exons: 7
Coding region: 379-1011 (210 amino acids)
Biological process (GO): regulation of DNA-templated transcription
Molecular function (GO): DNA binding; DNA-binding transcription factor activity
Source: RefSeq, a predicted model, not a curated record